AUGCAGCAUUCUGUUGCUUUGGGAUUUGCGCUCAGUACAGCUGCGGGAGCAUGCACAUGCCUGGGGUCGGCUGGGGCCUUGUGUUUGAAGCUCGAGAACAAGCUCUUCUUCGCAGCAUCCAUGGCAGCAUCGGCUGGAGUGAUGAUAUUCAUUUCGUUGGUAGAAAUUCUGACAAUCAAGUCUGUUGGAGGCUUUGCUGACGCAGGAUGCACAAGAGCAGAAUCUCUGCGUUAUGCAAUCUUUGUAUUCUUUGGAGGGGCUCUCAUAUGUCAUGGUUUUGAUGUCGUCAUAAGCUUCGUGAUGAGGUUUCGACCUGAAGUCAGCAACGAUGAAAUCGCGCCUUCUGAUCUGAAGGCUCAAGAACUGCUGCGAAUGGGAGUGAUCAGUGCAAUAGUGGUGAUGGUCCACAAUAUUCCAGAGGGCAUCGCAACCUUUGUGUCAUCUCUUGCCGACACCUCGACUGGGUUGAGCGUGGCACUCGCAGUUGCCCUGCACAACAUUCCCGAGGGCCUCAUCAUUGCCGUUCCUAUCUAUUUUGCCACUGGCAGCCGCCUCAAGGCCUUCUUUUGGACCUUCAUCUCCGGGGUUGCGGAGCCUUUCGGAGCGCUCUUGGCCUUUUUCGCCCUCAAAGGGUCAGACAUGAGCCCCAUGGCCUAUGCCGUCUUGUUCGGGGUUGUGUCCGGGAUCAUGACGUACAUCGCCCUAUCCGAGUUACUUCCGAAUGCCUUGCAGUACGAUCCUGAGGGUAAAGUCUGGAAGAAGUCUCUGUUUGGCGGGAUGGCUGUAAUUGCAGCUUCCAUUCUUCUCUUCGAAUCAGGGUUUUAA
Guillardia theta CCMP2712 is the source of this 825-nucleotide messenger RNA. RefSeq lists its product as hypothetical. The record is from RefSeq and is a predicted model, not a curated record. Lineage: Eukaryota; Cryptophyceae; Pyrenomonadales; Geminigeraceae. Gene Ontology annotation, cellular component: membrane. Bases 1 to 825 code for a protein of 274 amino acids. Gene Ontology annotation, molecular function: zinc ion transmembrane transporter activity. The transcript has 4 exons. Gene Ontology annotation, biological process: zinc ion transmembrane transport.